Messenger RNA from Mesorhabditis belari, 420 nucleotides. The record is from the annotation of a GenBank genome assembly. Lineage: Eukaryota; Metazoa; Nematoda; Chromadorea; Rhabditida; Rhabditidae.
AUGCCUGUACCGUUGCCACCGGUAGAGACAACAACACUGAUGCCAGCACCGUCGCCAAACCCCGCGCUAACACCAGAUCCAGUACUUCUUUUUACAGAGAACACUCUCCCGACUUCAGGAUGUACAAUGUGCUCCCGAAAAACCCCAAUACUCGAUCUUGAAAGUCCAAGUGGAAUGCCGUCUAGUUCUUUUUCCACUGAUGUUUUCUCAAUCAAUCCUUCUGGAUGUCUUGUGCGUUCAAUGAUCUGCUCAGAAGGAGAGCUCGGAACAGAACCCGAAGUAUCAUUUAACAAAGAAGUUUUGGGAAUUCUAAAAAAUGCGGGUGAAGUGAAGAUUUCUCUUGUUUGUGAUCAAGACAGUCAAUGGGUGUUUUCAAUGGAUGGAGCCUCGGCUGUGAUCACAAAUAUUGGAUGUUAUACC